This is a messenger RNA of Prunus armeniaca (apricot), 1458 nucleotides long. The record is from the annotation of a GenBank genome assembly. NCBI's taxonomy places the organism in Eukaryota, Viridiplantae, Streptophyta, Magnoliopsida, Rosales, Rosaceae.
AUGGCUCUCUCCGUCGAGAAAAGCAGCAGCGGCCGCGAGUACAAGGUCAAGGACAUGUCCCAGGCCGACUUCGGUCGCCUCGAGAUCGAGCUCGCUGAGGUAGAAAUGCCCGGCCUCAUCUCCUGCCGCACUGAAUUCGGGCCCUCCCAGCCCUUCAAGGGCGCCCGCAUCACUGGCUCCCUCCACAUGACCAUCCAGACCGCCGUCCUCAUCGAAACCCUAACCGCCCUCGGCGCCGAGGUCCGCUGGUGCUCCUGUAACAUUUUCUCCACCCAGGACCACGCUGCCGCUGCCAUCGCCCGCGACAGCGCCGCCGUCUUCGCCUGGAAGGGCGAGACCCUCCAAGAGUACUGGUGGUGCACCGAGCGCGCCCUCGACUGGGGCCCCGGCGGCGGACCCGAUCUGAUCGUCGACGACGGUGGUGACGCCACGUUGCUGAUCCACGAGGGGGUCAAGGCGGAGGAGGAGUUUGAGAAGUCCGGGAAGCUGCCUGACCCCGCCUCCACCGACAACCAGGAGUUCCAGCUCGUUCUUACCAUUAUCAGAGAUGGGUUGAAGACCGACCCCAAGAGGUACCACAAGAUGAAGGACAGGUUGGUUGGUGUUUCUGAGGAGACCACCACCGGAGUUAAGAGGUUGUAUCAGAUGCAGGCUAGUGGGGCGCUUUUGUUCCCUGCUAUCAAUGUCAAUGACUCUGUUACCAAGAGCAAGUUCGACAACUUGUACGGGUGCCGUCACUCUCUCCCUGAUGGUUUGAUGAGAGCCACUGAUGUCAUGAUUGCCGGAAAGGUUUCCGUUGUCUGUGGAUACGGAGAUGUUGGAAAGGGCUGUGCUGCUGCCCUCAAGCAAGCUGGAUCACGUGUGAUUGUGACCGAAAUUGACCCAAUCUGUGCCCUCCAGGCUCUUAUGGAAGGCCUUCAGGUUCUUCCUCUGGAAGAUGCUGUCUCUGAGGCUGAUAUCUUCGUUACCACCACCGGUAACAAGGACAUCAUCAUGGUUGACCACAUGAGGAAGAUGAAGAACAAUGCCAUUGUUUGCAACAUUGGUCACUUUGACAAUGAGAUUGACAUGCAUGGUCUUGAGACAUACCCAGGAGUGAAGCGCAUAACCAUCAAGCCUCAAACCGACAGGUGGGUCUUCCCAGAGACCAACACCGGCAUCAUCAUUUUGGCUGAGGGCCGUCUCAUGAACUUGGGUUGUGCCACUGGACACCCCAGCUUUGUGAUGUCCUGUUCUUUCACCAACCAAGUGAUUGCCCAGCUCGAGUUGUGGAAUGAGAGGAAGUCCGGCAAGUAUGAGAAGAAGGUGUAUGUUUUACCAAAGCACCUUGAUGAGAAGGUCGCCGCUCUUCAUCUUGGCAAGCUUGGAGCUAAGCUCACCAAGCUCAGCAAGGAACAGGCCGACUACAUCAGCGUGCCAGUUGAGGGUCCAUACAAGCCAGCUCACUACAGGUACUGA